AUGCGAUCAGAAAAUCUAGACCGAUGGGAGUCAGAACGUGAGCUUGCUGCUGGAUCUUGUCUCGUCAGUACUAUGCGUCGAGCGAGUCAGCUCGAAAGUCAGGGGGUACAGAAGACCAAGCGCUUCCUGAUUCGUGGCAGCCCGAGGGGCAAACAUGCCGCAAAGGUUUGGCACAGAAGACAUACGCCUAGACUAUCGCCUCGAGGCAACCGUCCUGGCGGUGUCCACGAAUCGAUGGAUGUGUGUUUGCACUCCAGAGAGGUUUCGGUCGGCCAUCAUGGUGGAGCAAGGGCCGGAACCAGUCUCGACUUUGGCGUCACGAGCCGCGGUAUUUGUGGAGUGGCGAGGCACGUCAUGCCGCUGUCUUUCACCAACCCAUAA
Molecule: messenger RNA, 381 nt
Organism: Heterobasidion irregulare TC 32-1
Lineage: Eukaryota; Fungi; Basidiomycota; Agaricomycetes; Russulales; Bondarzewiaceae
Exons: 1
Coding region: 1-381 (126 amino acids)
Source: RefSeq, a predicted model, not a curated record